Molecule: messenger RNA, 1416 nt
Organism: Fusarium coffeatum
Lineage: Eukaryota; Fungi; Ascomycota; Sordariomycetes; Hypocreales; Nectriaceae
Exons: 2
Coding region: 1-1416 (471 amino acids)
Source: RefSeq, a predicted model, not a curated record
AUGCCAGAUCCUAACGAAACCAACAUCUUCACCUGCACAUUCUGCUUUCACGUUUCUCAAGGCCCGCCCCAGAUCAUCGGGCGCUCUGCACGCCUCGCCUGCACAGCCUGUCACGCCGCGCUUCUCAAUCUUGCCAUUUGUUGGGUCUGCGGCGAGCUGAUCUUCCGAGGUGACGAGUGUGUCAGUUUUGGCUGGUGCUUCUGGCACCGGGCUUGCUACGGAUGUUUGCUAUAUGGGAGCAGAGCUAUCUACCAGGGGGUGCGAGUAAAGGAGCUCUUCCAGGAUGAGGAGCCAGAAGAGAGUGGAAGAGACGGAUGUGGAGGGAAGGAAGUGAACGAAGUACCGCUUUGCGCUCCUUGUGUGGUCGAGGUCGAAAUAGAUGGAGUAAAAGAAGAGAGUGUGGCUGUAAGAAGAGGCCUAAGGCGAGUUGAGAAAGUGGACGGUGGACUGACGAGGAAGAGAUGGGAGGCCAACCACAAUAAGAGCAACUCAAAGUAUCCAUCCACAUGGCAACCGUCUAUUCAACGCACUGGCGAUGGAGUCGCAGGUGAUGAAGGCAUGGCCAGCAACUCUUCUAGCAACUUCCGAGAUACUUCGAAAUCAGUCAUCUGGGUCGACAUUUUCGAUCCUAUCAAUGGACCAUCUUUCAAACCGAGCCCUCUGAAGCCGAUACCUCUCUUCAUGCAACGAUCGGCCAGUCCUAAACACGAACCGCGCCGCAGAGUACCUACUAUCGACACACAUCUACAAACUCCCCCACCCCUACGAAAGCCUCGUUCAGCUCCGGGUUCAGCCUGUCCUUCGCGAUCACUUUCAGAGAGCCCGAUAUUGAACCCUCAGAGUGCGCGACAGUCGCCAUCUCCAGCUGUACUUACAGCCUCUCGAUCCCCAAUGCCACCUCGUGAUUACGAUAUAAGACCGGCUCUCGAAUCCCCUAAGAACUAUAGCAAAGACAGUGAGCUUUCCGAAUUGUUACACAAACAAGCGGUCAGCUGGGUCAGAGAGGAGCCCCUGAAACGGCCUUCAUCUCGACUUGCCCCUGCCCGUAGCUCAGACAUGAAUCGUUCGGAAGCCAACACUUCAGUAUAUCGAACGCCCCCUGAGUACCCAGACCAGGCACUGCGAACACCCUACCCGCUUCCGUUGUCAACAAUCAGAACGGUCAGCCCUCUGUCCUCGCAGCUCACGUCACAAUCGCAACGGAUGGUUCAUGCCGCACCGCGAUCGUCAGAGUAUCUGGACCGCUACCAGCCUGUGAUGACAGGACCAGUACAGAACCAGGGAGUAAGAAAGUUGAGAAGGGUGGCAGCGAGUGUGAGCGAAGAAGGCCUGCAAAGGCCGAGACUUGGAGAAUCUGAGGGAAGUGAUUGGGGCAAAGUUGGAACUGAGCUGAGACGGCUCUUUACGGGAAGGUAG